CAAUACAACUUCGCCAAUGCGUUCAAUAAUGUCAGUCACGGCGUGGCAGGGGUGGCGCAAGCGUGGCUUCAUCCCCCCUCCGCGCACUCAUUUGGCACAGAAAGGCGCCCAACUCCAAAUCCCAUCUGCUUCUCACUUCCACAUAACCCCCAUCCCCAUCUCAAAAGCAACACGAAAAUGGCUCCCUCAAAGGCCCCCGCAACAAAGAAGGACGACCCCGUGUCCGAGCAGGUCCCCGCCGAGGACCCGGCGUCCGCGAGCGACGCUAGCGACGAUGAGGAGGAUGAGAAUGAUUUGACGACGAAUGUGGUGACGAAGUAUCAGACUGCUGCUGAUAUUGCUAACCGUGCCUUGAAGAAGGUGAUUGACGCCGCUGUGGAUGGUGCCAAGGUCACAGACCUGUGUGCGCUUGGAGACAAGACGAUCGAAGAGCUCGCUGAGAAGGUUUACAACAAGGGAAAGAUCCUGAAAGGAAUCGCAUUCCCAACGUGUGUCUCCCCCAACACGGCCAUCUGCCACAUGUCCCCCCUCGCCUCCGACCCCGAAGCCGCCUUGACCCUCAAGAAGGGCGACGUGGUCAGGAUAGAGCUCGGUGCCCACGUCGACGGUUACGUCGGUCAAGUCGCCCACACCCUUAUCUUGGGCGCGGAUGCCAAGGAGAACCCCAUCAAGGGACGCCAGGCUGAUGUGCUGCAGGCUGCUUACCUUGCCACUGAGGCCGCUAUCAGGCUGUUGAGGCCUGGAAAGACCACUACGGAGGUUGCGAAUGCGGUGCAGAAGGUUGCUGAUGACUUUGAGUGCAAGCCUGUUGAAGGCAUGCUCUCCCACCAACUCCAACGCAACGUCCUGGACGGUAAGAAGCAAAUCGUCCUCAACCCCUCCGAAGCGCAACGCAAGGACAUCGAAGAAUCCACCUUCGAAGAAGGCGAAGUCUACUCCCUCGACAUCCUCAUCUCCUCCGGCGAAGGCAAACCCCGCACGCUCGAAACCCGCACAACGGUCUACAAGCGCCAACCGGACGUGACCUACCAGCUCAAAAUGAAGACCUCGCGCGAAGUCCUCGGCAAGAUCUCCAAGCUUUCCGGCGGCGCCAUGGCCUUCUCCCUGCGCCACUUUGAGGACGAGAAGAAGGCAAGGAUGGGCAUCGUCGAGUGCGCGAACCAUAACCUCGUCGUGCCGUACCAGGUGUUGUAUGAGAAGGAGGACGCGGUCGUUGCACACUUUAUGUACACGGUCCUGCUUUUGCCCACGGGACCGUUGAAGAUUACGAGCUUCCCGUGGGACCAGGAGCUGGUGAAGAGCGACAAGCAGAUCAAGAGCGAGGAGAUUAAGGAGCUGUUGAAGCAGGCUGUUAGAACCAACAAGAGCAAGGCUAACAAGAAGAAGAAUAAGAAGACCGCCGCCGCCGCCACCCCCGCCCCCGCGAAGUAGAACAAGCCAAAACGUAAUUUAUGGUAUGCCCGGGCUCCCCUCCUCAACCCUCCUUCCCCCCCACAACAAACGAGAGGGCCAGAUUAGAUAGAUUUCGCUCCCACCUCAUCCCCACAUCCCC
Fimicolochytrium jonesii is the source of this 1552-nucleotide messenger RNA. RefSeq names its product peptidase M24, structural domain-containing protein. NCBI's taxonomy places the organism in Eukaryota, Fungi, Chytridiomycota, Chytridiomycetes, Spizellomycetales, Powellomycetaceae. The record is from RefSeq and is a predicted model, not a curated record. The coding region runs from base 178 to 1431 and encodes 417 amino acids. The transcript has 5 exons.